AUGGCUAAUAAAUUCUUCAGUUUCUUAUUCUCCAAGCAAUCUUUGAGAUAUGUUUGCACUACACAUUUCUGGGGACCAGUGUCAAAUUUUGGUAUUCCGGUCGCCGCUUUGUUAGAUUUGAAGAAAGACCCGGAAUUAAUAUCAGGACCAAUGACAGGAAGUUUAAUUGUUUACUCAUUGGUAUUUAUGAGAUACUCAAUGGCUGUGACUCCUCAAAACUACUUAUUGUUUGGCUGUCACUUUGUUAACGAAUUGGCUCAGUUAGCACAAGGUUUCAGGUGGAGUAAGCAUCACUUCGAUGCUCCAAAGAAGAUCGAAGAAGCUGCAUCUAGUUAA
This is a messenger RNA of Dujonia railenensis, 336 nucleotides long. The record is from the annotation of a GenBank genome assembly. NCBI's taxonomy places the organism in Eukaryota, Fungi, Ascomycota, Pichiomycetes, Serinales, Debaryomycetaceae.